This is a messenger RNA of Arabis nemorensis, 501 nucleotides long. The record is from the annotation of a GenBank genome assembly. NCBI's taxonomy places the organism in Eukaryota, Viridiplantae, Streptophyta, Magnoliopsida, Brassicales, Brassicaceae.
AUGAUAGGUUUGGGACCUCGAUAUAUGGAUUGGUGGAUGCGAAGAUCUAGACGUUGUCCACCAAACACUAGAGCAAAGUUGAGUGAUGAAGAGCUAACCUACCUGAGGAACAUUGCUCAAGCUUUACCUUAUCAUGUCUUCCUCGCCUCUCUUUGGAGCCUCCACUUCGUCAUGGUGGGUGCGUCCUCCUCUUACACAUCUCCUUUGUGCACAUGGUUCGUUGUUGCUUCCAUGUCAGUCUUUCAUGGUGGCGGUGGAUAUACCUUACAAGUUGUCGCUCUUCAAUCUGCAAUCCGGAGUCGACGAGGAGACUUGUCAACAAAUGCUCUGUCGUUUUGGAAUUCGGGCCUUGCAAUCACUACUACUACGACAACAAUACCAAUGGAUUUUGUUCUCUCUUUCGAUCGAAUAGUGUUACUUGAAUUAAAACAAGAGGAGAUUGAAUCGAGCUUCAUCUACUUCCAGUGGAGCCAUGGCAGUUACGAUGGUCGAUGGACAUAG